GCGGCUGGGGCGCGAGGGCGAGCGCGGGCUGAGACGAGGAGCCGCGCCGGGAGGAAAAACCUCACUCUUGGACUGAGGGGUCCCUGGCACUUCUCAGAAGCAGGAUAGAUGCAGACAGAAAGGCUGGCGCACUUUGCUUGCUGUGCUUCACCCCUUGCCAUCCCAGCCAACUUAGGAGAGGAACUGGCAGCAGGGCACAGAGAGCCCUUCAGCCCUGCUAGGGUCAUAGCUGGUCCGGAGAUGGAAGGAAAAAUCUCAUCUGGUCCUGAAGCAGGAAGGAGAGGCCUGGGUGCCUCUGGGGUUGGGGGCAGUGGGGCAUUCUGGGAAGUGCAGAAGAGCUUGGACACAGACACUGGCAGCUCAGAUGUGCACUACCAGAACUUCAGGGGGCUCCGCUACCAAGAAGCCAAGGGACCCCGAGCAGUUUGUAGCCAGCUGUACAACCUCUGCCAUAGGUGGCUAAAGCCAGAAAGACACACCAAGACUCAAAUGGUGGAUCUGGUGAUCCUGGAGUGGUUCCUGACUCUGCUGCCCCUGGAAAUGGAGAGCUGGAUAAGGGAGUGUGAUGCGGAGACCACAUCACAGGCGGUGGCCCUGGCCGAAGGCUUCCUCCUGAGCCAGGCAGAGGACAAGAAGUGGGAAGAGGAACUGCAGGUGAAGGGCAUGUUAGGCAGAGCGGUUGCUGAAUUCCCUCAUGCAGAGAAAGCUCCAUCGGACACCAGGUGGAAGACACAGGUCAGGCAGAUUGUGCAGGAGGCUGAUGGAGGUGCCAGCGCACUGGGUGAAAGAAGGAAGCUUGGAUUUUCUUCAGUGGCUUCUGCUGUAGGACCAGAAGGGAUUGCUGUAUGGCCAGAUCAGGACCCAGUGACUUUUGAGGAGGUGGCUGUGCAUUUCUCCAAGGAGGAGUGGGCUCUGCUGGAUCCAGACCAGGGAGCGUUGUACCAGGAAGUCAUGGAGGAGAAUUAUAGGAAUCUGGCAUCUCUUGUGAGUGAUGGGCAGAAAAAUGAGAAUUCUAAGGAGCCAGCCCUGGUGUCGUCACAAAUGCACAACCAUGAAGCAGGAAAAAAGUUUGGGGGAUCAGAAAGAAAGGAGGGAAACCAGUCAAACAAUGGAGAGAAGAAAUCUUCUCCUUUUCAGCAUCAUGAAAUCUAUGAAUGCUCAAUCCUACAAGAUUACAAAGAAAAAAAGGGAAAUUUGUGAGAAAAUAUUUGGUAAAUCAAGAUGGAAUCGACGUUGUAGAACCCAUACAGAAGAAAAAUUAUAUGAAUGCACAGAGUGUGGGAAAAGCUUCAAGAGGAAUCAAAAUUUUCUUCAACAUAAAGGGACCCAUAGAGGGGACAAAGCACAUACAUGCAUUGAAUGUGGAAAGAGCUUCUUUCACAAUGGAAACCUUAAUAAACAUCAAUUGACCCACACAGGGGAGAAGCCAUAUAAAUGUACAGAGUGUGGAAAGAGCUUUACUCAGAGGCACAGCCUCACUAUACAUCAAAGAACACACACAGGGGAGAAACCAUAUAAGUGUGUGGACUGUGGAAAGAGCUUCAGUACAAGUUGUAGCCUUACUGUACAUCAGAGAACCCAUACAGGGGAGAAACCAUAUACAUGCACACAGUGUGGAAAAACCUUCAGACAAAGUCAACAUCUUAACACUCAUCAAAGAAUCCACAUUGGAGAGAAACCAUGAAAGAACAUGACAUGUGGAACAAGUUUCAGUCAGUGCCAGCAACUUACUAUAUAUGAAAGGACCCACCCUGGGGAAGCAUCAAGCAAGGAAAGAACUUCAGUAAUAUAGGAUCCCACACCAAUCAUCCAAACACACACACCAGAAAGAACUCAUACAAAUGUAUGGAAAGUAGAAAGGAGUACUGGGGAUGCAAUGGGCUUAAAGGACCACAGCACAGGGGAAAUGCCAUUUCCUUUUCGCCAGGAUCAUCUUGGCCAUGAAUUCACAGCUGCCCCUCAAUCACUGAAAGGUUCCUAGGGAGGAAGGAGGCCCCUUGUGUGAACAUGUAUGGGACCUGUUACUUGGCAAAACUGAAUCACAGAACGGGGGGAAGGAAAACAUUUUUUAUCCUUCUGGUUGCUUAUAAGAUGGAGUCACUGAAGCAAUUGGCGUGGGCUUGAGUGGACUCCAGGGGAUGGUGGAGGACAGGAAGGCCUGGAGGAGUGUUGUCCAUGGGGUCGCGAUGGGUCGGACGCGACUUCUCAACCAACAACAAGAAGGACAUGGCUAAGUCCCCAGCACACCUCCAUUUCCUGGAAAGCAAUAUAUAUAUAUAUAUAUAUAAAAAAUCAGGCAUAGGAUGGGGAAUUUGUAUUAGGUAUCUUUAUCAUUCAGUGUUUUUAGUGACAUUGUUAUUAGCUGUUAAUUUUUUCAUGAAGAAAAUUUACAAAAUAAUGUAUUUUAUUAUCUGCAUUUAUAUUCUGGCUAUUUAGUGAUACAGAAAUAAAAGGAAAUAUUAAAUAA
Messenger RNA from Varanus komodoensis (Komodo dragon), 2467 nucleotides. Its product is annotated as zinc finger protein 75D-like. The transcript has 6 exons. The coding region runs from base 109 to 1200 and encodes 363 amino acids. Gene Ontology annotation, biological process: regulation of DNA-templated transcription. Lineage: Eukaryota; Metazoa; Chordata; Lepidosauria; Squamata; Varanidae. The record is from RefSeq and is a predicted model, not a curated record.